Messenger RNA from Gadus macrocephalus (Pacific cod), 1820 nucleotides. Its product is annotated as transcriptional-regulating factor 1-like. The transcript has a single exon. Bases 201 to 1298 code for a protein of 365 amino acids. The record is from RefSeq and is a predicted model, not a curated record. NCBI's taxonomy places the organism in Eukaryota, Metazoa, Chordata, Actinopteri, Gadiformes, Gadidae.
UCAGGCACACACAGAGAACUGAGAAAAGACACUUGGCCAACCCACUUCCCCUUCCUGUCAACAGCACGGUUCCUGGUUUUGGGUUCCGUCUUGAAGAUUUCCAUCAUUGGUUGAUCUACUUAUGCUCCCGGUCGAAAUGUCCCUUGACUGAAUCGACAGCGCGAAUCAGACACGGGAUUACCUGCCUAGGAUAAAUCAUCAUGGUGUGCGAUGAUUACCGACUCUUUGUGCUCCUCCUGACCACAUCCUCCAUCGUUGCAGCGCUAAGCGAGGAGACUCUUAGCGUCUACGCUCUGCUCGGCAGCAACCUAACCUUAUCGCUAGGCCAAAAGCUGCUGAGCGACCAGGAUACAUUGCGCUGGACACACAACAACAAAGCCAUCUUCAAUAGGUUCUCCGGAGUCGUCCGCCAGGGUAAGCCGACGGACGUCGACGCGGCUGGAUCCCUCCAGCUGCUCAACCUCAGCGACUCCAGCGCUGGGGACUACAAGGCAGACGUGUACGACAGGACCAGGGUGCGCGUCAAUGGCUGGAGCGGACACGUGUACGUGGUUGAGAAAGUGUCGACGCCUGUGAUGACGUUUCUGUGCGGUUCUAGCGGCGCCACGGCCACACUGAAAUGCGACGUUCGCAACCCGAAGUACGUGGUCUACGCCUGGACCCACGAAGGUCAGCUCCUGACAGGGGAAACAAAGCCCACGCUGAGCGUGUCUUUGGCAAAGUUCAAGGGCGAUAAAGGUUUUAGCUGCAGUGUAAGUAACAGCGCCAGCAAAGCCCAGAGUAACGCUGUCCAGUUAAAGUGCAAGCCGCCGCCGCCGCCGCCGCCGCCGCCUCCGCCGCCGCCGCCGCCGCCGCCGCCGCCUCCGCCACCGCCGCCUCCGCCGCCUCCGCCGCCUCCGAAGGUCUACUGCUUUAACGCCAGCACAGUAAUGGCCGCCGUGGCUGGAGGAGUCGGUCUGAUUAUGCUGCUCUUCAUCAUCACCGUAGUCGCAUGUUCCCGACAGAAGAAGGCGCAGACGCCGGAACAGCAAGAGGAUCUCCUUAUGGCCCCGGCCACGAAGUUAUUCAAAACAGACAACGGCAUUCAAGACUAUGAGAUUAUGCAUCCUUCAGGGGAAACCCCAAGACCCAGUCCGAUGCUCAGUCAUGGUCCCUCGCCCACAGUCUACAGCCAGGAGGUUGUACCAUCAGUAGCCAAGGCCCAAGAUGAUCUUGGACCCACAUCGACGGAAGUGAAGCGAGGACCUUCCCCAGUUCCUAAACCCAGGACAAAAGCCCCUAAGGCCCCUGAGAAAUGAGGACAGAUGAUUUGAUAAUUAUCAAGUUGCAUUGUUUGCUAUAUUAUUGGGUAAAUGUUUAUCUGUGAUUAUUAUUAAGUAAUUGUUGAUCUGUAAUUAUUAUUGGUAACAGUUUAUCUGUGAUUAUUAUUUGGGUAUAUUGCUUCUGUCCUCCCCUACGUACCUUGGAAAAUCGCGGUAACUUCCUGAGAAAACACUGUAUCACACUAGUAAUAAUUUCUCCCCCUUUUCAGGUACGUUGUUAAUGUAUAAACCUUGUAGGCUUGACUGUGGUGAGUUGGUGUCAUGUUAAGAGUGUCGAGAGUGUUUAGGGGAUAGAUUGAAUGUUGCGUUUGUGAAGUGUGUGUGUGUGUGUGUGUGUGUGUGUGUGUGUGUGUGUGUGUGUCUGUAUUGUUUCAUGCACUGUUUACUUUGAAGGAUUUGAGAGUUUGGCAGUUACCUUGUGCUUAGGCCUGUGUAUUUGUAAAAUGUUAUGUUUUUGAAAGCGAUAACAGAUAAAGUUACUAUUUAGGAAACACCGUA